Messenger RNA from Gossypium raimondii (Peruvian cotton), 1937 nucleotides. Its product is annotated as cytokinin dehydrogenase 6. Gene Ontology annotation, molecular function: cytokinin dehydrogenase activity; FAD binding. The transcript is spliced from 5 exons. The coding region runs from base 152 to 1708 and encodes 518 amino acids. Gene Ontology annotation, biological process: cytokinin metabolic process. NCBI's taxonomy places the organism in Eukaryota, Viridiplantae, Streptophyta, Magnoliopsida, Malvales, Malvaceae. The record is from RefSeq and is a predicted model, not a curated record.
AAACAAGUGAAGGUAGUUUGACUAAGCCACCCAAAUCUUCCCCUUUAAAUUCUCCCCUCAACUCUUCACUUCCUUGCUUGCCUCUUCCAUCCCCUUCUUUCACAGUUGCUCCCACAUAGGAUAGGCACAACGUACCAAUAGGAGACUCAACAUGCAUUUCUUAAGGAACCUCAUCAUCUUAUUCCUCAUCUGCAUAGCCAUUAAAAUCAACCUAUGCGUUCCCACCAUUCCUUCUUCACUGAAAACACUUCCCAUUGAUGGUCAUUUCGAUUUCAAACAAGUUCACCAUGCUGCAAAAGAUUUUGGCAAUAGAUAUAGUUUCCUUCCUUCGGCUGUUCUACACCCCAAGUCAGCUUCUGAUAUUGCCACCACGGUAAAGCAUAUUUGGGAGAUGGGUCCUGGUUCACACCUCACAGUUGCAGCUAGAGGGCAUGGUCACUCACUCCAGGGCCAGGCACAAGCCCACCGAGGCGUUGUGAUCAACAUGGAAUCGCUUCAAGGACCUAAAAUGAAGGUUCACACUGGGAACUUCCCUUAUGUGGAUGUCUCUGGCAGUGAGCUAUGGAUUAAUAUCCUGCAUGAAACCUUGAAACAUGGGUUGGCACCAAAAUCUUGGACGGACUACCUACAUUUAACAGUUGGCGGUACUCUUUCCAAUGCUGGGAUCAGUGGACAGGCAUUUCGGCAUGGACCACAGAUCAGUAAUGUUCGCCAACUGGAAGUUGUUACAGGGAAAGGAGAAGUGGUAAAUUGCUCAGAGAAGCAGAACAGUGAUCUGUUUUACAGCGUUCUCGGAGGACUCGGUCAGUUCGGCAUCAUAACACGGGCGAGAAUAUCACUGGAACCAGCACCUAAAAUGGUGAAAUGGAUUAGAGUGCUGUACACAGAUUUUGCCACAUUUGCCAAGGAUCAAGAGAUGUUAAUAUCUGGAGAAAGCACAUUCGACUAUAUUGAAGGAUUUGUGAUAAUAAACAGGACGGGACUCUUAAAUAACUGGAGAUCCUCCUUCAAUUCGAAUGACUCAGCGCAAACCAGUCAUUUCAAGUCAGAUGGAAGAACUCUCUUCUGUCUAGAAUUAGCAAAGUACUUCAACCCUGAAGAAAUGGCUAUAGUAAAUCAGGAAAUUAUGACUUCAUUGUCUCAGCUAAACCAUAUUCCAUCAACACUUUUUCAAUCACAAGUUCCAUACAUUGAGUUUUUAGACAGGGUUCACAUUUCCGAGAUCAAACUCCGGUCUAAAGGCUUGUGGGAAGUUCCACAUCCAUGGCUCAAUCUUCUCAUCCCCAGAAGUAACAUCCACAUUUUUGCUCAACAAGUGUUUGGCAAUAUCCUUACAAAUACAAGCAAUGGCCCCAUCCUUAUCUACCCGGUGAACAAAUCAAAAUGGGACAACAGAACUUCUGUGGUUUUACCAGAAGAAGAUGUUUUCUAUUUAGUGGCAUUCCUUUCAUCUGCAGCACCUUCUUCAACAGGAAGUGAUGGCUUAGAGCACAUCCUGAAUCAGAACAAAAGGAUUUUAGAAUUAUGUGAGAUAGAUGGUCUUGGGGUAAAGCAAUACCUGCCUCACUAUUCUACAAAUGGAGAAUGGAGAUCUCAUUUUGGCCCACAAUGGGAAGCUUUCGUCCACAGGAAAUCCACUUACGACCCCUUGGCAAUACUUGCUCCUGGCCAAAGAAUAUUUCAAAAAGCAGCCCCUCUCUCAUUAUAACAUCUAUGCUAUAACUAUUUUAUAUAAGAAACAAAAAAAGGUUUUGGCUAGAAUUGAAAUGCAUAUGCUGCUGCCAACUCAUACUACUUAGUGCUUCCCAAAUAUUAUUGACUAGAACUGUAAAUGGCAGUGGACAAAAAAAUCAAUGCCCUAAAGGGGAUGUAACAUGUAAAUACUAAAUUGCAAGAUAACUCUUAAUUAUUUUCUAUCCAAAGUAGAUUUCCUAAAA